Messenger RNA from Nymphaea colorata (pocket water lily), 2242 nucleotides. Its product is annotated as ankyrin repeat-containing protein At2g01680-like. Bases 49 to 2112 code for a protein of 687 amino acids. The record is from RefSeq and is a predicted model, not a curated record. The transcript is spliced from 3 exons. NCBI's taxonomy places the organism in Eukaryota, Viridiplantae, Streptophyta, Magnoliopsida, Nymphaeales, Nymphaeaceae. Gene Ontology annotation, molecular function: protein phosphatase regulator activity; protein phosphatase 1 binding. Gene Ontology annotation, cellular component: plasma membrane.
UGCUUCAUCAGUUAUGGUUGCUAAUUGAACUCCAUCUGCCCCAAGAGAAUGGACAGAAGGCUUUACGAGACCUGCAUCAAGGGCUCUGUUGAAGCAUUGGAUGAGUUAGUCAGGGAAGAUGAGCUCAUAAUCGAUCAAGUGACGGGCCAUUUCCUGCAGACGCCAUUACACCUUGCUGCUCAAUUUGGUCAUGUCAAGUUGGUGGCGGCAAUCCUCAGGCUCCGGCCGACGAUGGUGGGUGCAGAGAAUUGGAAGAUGGCGACUCCAAUACAUGAGGCGUGCCAGCACGGGAAUGCAGAAAUAUUGAGCCUACUGCUGGACAAAGGUCGUUGGGCAGCUAGCAAGGUCAACAGUGAGAACGAGACCCCUCUCUUACUGGCAUGUCGUUGGGGACGUCUUGACGUGGUGAGAGUGCUUCUGAACGAGUCAGUGCUGCUGGUCUCGGAGUUUGAGGGUUCUUCAACUUGCCUGCAUCUUGCAGCUUCUGGAGGCUACACAGAAAUCGUGCGGGAGAUCCUCAAAGCGAGGCCCCAUUUUGCGUCGAGAUUGGACGAAAGCGGGAUGUCUCCAUUGCAUCUUUCUUCGAGGAAGGGGCACGUAGGAGCAACAAGUGAGCUGGUGAGGUUCGAUUCUGAUCUCUCACUUGUAACUGAUAAGGAGGGAUGGACUGCCUUGCACAUGGCGGCCACCAAAGGAUCGGUGGCCAUCUUGUCUGAGAUCCUGUCCGCGAGUAGGGAGUCUAUGGCCAUGCUCACCAGCGCUGGCGAUAGCGUGCUUCAUCUGGGCGUCAAGAACAACCGCGUGGACAUGGUGAAGUAUGUGGUGGAGAACAUGGAUGUCUCGGAGAUUCUUAACAUGCCUGAUCGUGGAGGCAACACCAUUUUACACCUUGCAGUUGCUGCAAAACUUCCUCAAAUGGUGAAGUACAUAGUUAGCAAGACACGGAUUGAUAUCAACAUGGUCAAUCUGGAUGGCCUCACUGCUCUUGACAUGGUGGGAGAUGGAGGCACAGAUGAUAAGGCAGACCAAAUGCGAACUGCACUUGAAAACGCCGGUGCCAAACAUUCCAGGGAACUUCCACAGGCCUCAACGCCGAACAUGCAGAGAACAGAAAUGGCGGGGGAGAAGAUCCCAAGUCCAUGCCACAGCCCUCCGCCAGAGCUGCAGAAUAUAGCAACCCCAAAGGAGCUGGGAAUCUCCAGCCCUAGAGGCAGAUCGGCUUCGCCGGUGCCUUCCUGGUCCCAGCACCAGCAGCGGCCGAGGUUGAGGGAGAGUCACCUAAAGAACCACAGUGAAGGCCUAAGGAACUCACGCAAUACAAUUACAGUGGUGGCGGUCCUCAUCGCCACGGUGACUUUUGCGGCCGUGAUCAGCCCUCCCGGCGGGGUAUACGACCAAGGCGAGUUGGCCGGAAAGGCCAUCAUGGCUACCACAAAGGGCUUCAAGAUAUUCAUGGUCUGCAAUGACUUGGCCCUUUUCUCAUCACUCAGCACUGUCAUCAUCCUCAUCAGCAUUGUGCCCUUCCAGCGGCGCGUGCUGACGAAGCUCCUCUCAGUGACCCAGAGGGUGACGUGGGCAUCCGUCACCUUCAUGGUGAUGGCUUACAUGGCAGCCACGUGUGUGAUCUUGCCACGUGGACACAGCAGCAAGGGGAUGUUGGUGGCUGUUUACUCCAUAGGAUGGGGCACAAUGGGGCCUGUGUUUGUGGGGCUGUUUGUGUUGCUGGUUAGGCACCGGAUACGGAAGGAGGAAUUCAAGAAAGGGAAGAUGUGGAAGAGCCGCCGCAGCCGGCCAUCGAGCCAGCGUAUCUCUGAUGUGGAGGAGGCUCGCCGGCCAUCGAGCCAGCGUAUCUCUGAUGUGGAGGAGGCUCGCCGGCCAUCGAGCCAGCGUAUCUCUGAUGUGGAGGCUCGCCGGCCAUCGAGCCAUCGCCGGUGCACCUGUGGCAUAGAGGCACAUGCCAAUUCAAGUGACAAAUUAUUGGCUCGCCAGCCGAAGAUGGCGAGAGAUCGCCGGCGUAUCUACGACGUACACGCACAUACCAAUUCAAGUGGUGCUGAAUCAUUUAACUCCGAUGUCUAUAGCUCGGAGUGCGAUGGAUAUAGCGUACACUAGCUCCAGCACACCUGCGCAUCAUGUUGCUGAUGUUUUAGCAGUGUAAACUCUUGUCAAGACCAUUUGGUACGCUACCAUUCAUUCUUCUUGUUAAUCCAUAAAAUAAAAUCGCAACUUGAUUCUAGUUCAA